Molecule: messenger RNA, 1334 nt
Organism: Cloeon dipterum
Lineage: Eukaryota; Metazoa; Arthropoda; Insecta; Ephemeroptera; Baetidae
Gene: wol
Product: Dolichyl-phosphate beta-glucosyltransferase wollknaeuel
Exons: 7
Coding region: 202-1209 (335 amino acids)
Cellular component (GO): endoplasmic reticulum membrane
Source: RefSeq, a predicted model, not a curated record
GGGUGUGUAGCAUUUGUCGGAAAAUCAAAUACGACGUGGUUAUCAACAAGCAGCACUGUCACUUUCAAUGCCGGCUGUAAACAAAUCCAGCUGAUUUCUGUCAUACGUUGCUACUUUUUGACCUAUUACACUGGACGCUGUAGCUAGUCCGACUGAAACUGUGAAAUCUCUUCCAUUAUGAAAUAUUGAGAGACCGCAAAAAUGGACACCUUAUUUUCUUUCCUCUAUGCUGUGAUCCACUACGGAUUUGUGCUGGCAGUCAUUCUGUUUCUCUUGGUGUGCAUUGCGCUGAAGAAAUUAAGCAGACCAUAUCCUAAUAUCGUCCGUUCUGAAAAGGAGAAGUCGUUUCUUGAUCCGGUGGACAACAGAAGAAUAAAGUUUCCUAUUGACGAAGUCAAGUCAUCUCUGGUGCUCUCAGUAGUUGUCCCGGCAUACAAUGAGGAAUCUAGACUUUCUGUAAUGUUAGAUGAGUGCUUGGAAUAUUUGGGCAAAAGAAAACUUGAAAACUCUGCCUUUACUUACGAAGUAAUAGUGGUGAGCGAUGGCAGCACUGAUGGAACGGUCCAGCUAGCGCAGACUUACUCAAGACAAUUCACACCAGAAAUUGUUAGAGUAUUGGAAUUAGAUCCAAAUAGAGGCAAAGGAGGAGCUGUUCGAUUGGGAGUCUUAAGCACAAGGGGAUCUGUUGUUCUGUUUGCGGAUGCUGAUGGUGCUACAAUGUUUGAGGAUUUUGAGAAACUUGAACAAAGUUUGCUGGAACUUACAAAGAUUGAAUUUGUGAAGAGCCCUGAAAAGGUGGAGCAGGAGUUGGCAAUUGUCUGUGGCUCCAGGGCUCAUCUGGAGGAUGAAGCAAUCGCUUCGAGGAGCAUUUUCCGCACCAUUCUCAUGCACGGUUUUCACUUUCUGGUAUGGCUCUUUGCAGUCCGAGGCAUCAGGGACACCCAAUGUGGUUUCAAACUGCUAACCCGAGCUGCAGCACUCCAGUGUUUUUCAAACAUGCAUAUCGAAAGAUGGGCUUUUGAUGUUGAACUCUUGUACAUUGCACAGAGGUUUAAAAUACCAAUAAGUGAAAUAGCAGUUCGAUGGACUGAAGUUGAUGGUUCUAAGAUUGUGCCGGUUUGGAGUUGGUUGCAAAUGGGCAGAGAUCUGUUUCUCAUUUGGCUUAGAUACUUCAUUGGUGCUUGGAGGCUAAAGACCAAAGAAGACUGAGCGUUUCACCUGCUUGCAUUUCUAGACUUUUGAAUUUACGUUUGCAUCAAAUUGAAGGAUUUUUAUUCCUCUCGCAUUUUUCGCAAUUUAUAAUAUUCCGGUAUUAAAGUGUGUUUAAAUCAAAA